Molecule: messenger RNA, 3004 nt
Organism: Branchiostoma belcheri (Belcher's lancelet)
Lineage: Eukaryota; Metazoa; Chordata; Leptocardii; Amphioxiformes; Branchiostomatidae
Product: serine/arginine-rich splicing factor 3-like
Exons: 3
Coding region: 124-819 (231 amino acids)
Biological process (GO): mRNA splicing, via spliceosome
Cellular component (GO): cytoplasm; nucleoplasm; ASAP complex
Molecular function (GO): RNA binding
Source: RefSeq, a predicted model, not a curated record
CUUUGCGUGCGCCGUUCGCGUCCUCCAUCUUUGCGACUGAGAGAAAUUUUAACUUCUUUUUUAUGCAGCAAAAUAUUUGCCAAGUUCGACAGCGAGUGACAGUAUUUGUGGAGUGGCAUAGGCAUGUCACACUACAGGGACCACGGUCCGCUCAACUGCAAGAUCUACGUCGGAAACCUGCCGCCCGGAGCGGCCAAGCACGAGAUAGAGGAGCGGUUCAGUGAUUUUGGGCGUCUGCGGAAUGUAUGGGUGGCGCGGAACCCCCCGGGGUUUGCAUACGUGGAGUUUGAGGACCACCGAGACGCCAGAGACGCGGUCAAGAGUCUGAACGGGAAGAUGAUCUGCGGGGUCCGGGCCAGGGUGGAGUUUUCACACGGGAUGAGGCGACCGUCCCGCAGGGGACUGCCACCUCCCGCCCCGUCACGGUCACACGACCGCUACAACUCCCACAGCUCCAGGUCCAGACGAUCCAGAUCUCGAUCUCCCAGACGACAGAGGUAUAGAUCCAGAUCACGCAGCAGGAGUCGCAGCCCGCGGCGGAGUCGCAGCUACAGCAGAGACCGCUCACGGUCAAGAGACCGGCGGUCAAGGUCCAAAUCUAAGGAGAGGAAAAAGAGGUCCAGGUCAGGGUCUCAGAAGCAAGCACCAAUCAGAUCAUCACGCUCACGUUCACGGUCCCCCAGCAAGGAGCGCGAACGCAGCAGGGGGAGAAGUGAGAGUGAUGGGAGCAAAUCACGGUCUCCGUCCAGAGAGAGGGACGGCCAGGAAAACAACGUGGACAGCCCCGACAGAAGAAGCAACGGGAUCGACGAAGAUUGAAGACAGACGACACAAGGUUCACAUUCCCCUUAUGGGAUUCCCACUCUGCAGGGCAGGGGCUAUGCUGCUCGGCCCUUGCCAAGCUAGGACUGGUUAGGACUGUCCGACCAUCCUCUCAUCGCAGAGCUGGACUCCAUCUUGUACUAAAAGUAUGGCAUAGUUUACUUCCACAUUCUUACUACUUAGGAAAGGUGCUUUCCUUUUAUCAUUAAGCACUGCUGAUCAAAAUAUUGUGUAGUAUGUGUGUGCAUGUGUGUGUAUGUGUAAUAUCUAUCUAGCUGCCAAGCAUGCAAUGUUUGUUAUAGGCAUAUGAUAAGUAUAUAUAAUGAGCCAAGGGAUUGCUCUUGGAUGGCAAAGAUAAUGAUCGUGGUAUCAUUACACAGAACCAAGUUUCUACAUUUAAUUUAAUGUCUUGGAUAUGUCUCCUCCGUUUUCCAGAGGAAGCUGUUAUACAUGUACUUAUUAACCAGCAUAUGAUGGUGGGUUUAAAAGUGUUUCCAACUUUUUGCUACUUUUCAUAAAGGGAACCUGGUGGUGUCUAUGUGGCUUAGUCUGGCAUUCUGCACUGCCUCUGCUGGCGCUCGCUUCAAUGCCUUGCAUUUUUAUCAAAAUGACCAAAAUGAAGCGAGGAAAGAAAUUCAUCUUUUUGUUUUCACAAACAAAAAUGUCAGCCUAAUAGAUGUUUGAUGCAUAACCUUGAAAUAUUUUAUGAAUAGUGCAGCUUGAUGUCCGUAAUGUAGGUUGAUGUAGUCAUGUACAUUGGCUGUUGUAUGAAACCAUUUUCACCUGUCCAAAUCAGUAGGCACGUCUCUGUGCAGCAGGUACUGAGUGUGGAACCUGUAGUUGUUCGUCAGGAAGCCCCAAGACUGUCCUUUGUUGUGUACUGUGAUGAUGAUCUUGCUAUAACAUUCCGUUAACAGGAGGCAUGUUCCCCUGCCCCCCAAAUCAACCGAACAGCCGUCCAACAAAUGGGCAACCAAUCAACCCAACUGCCCUGCCAAUCAACCACCCAGACGACAUCUGAGGCCCAACCCCCACAACCAAUUCUCUCAACCAUCCAACCCCACUUCUCCCAACUAGACCAGCGGACAACGAGGGUGCCUUGUGCCACGCACCUCGCACCCUGUCCCACCUAGCAUCACAUAGUGAACAGGCAACGCAGAUAAGUCAGCAUCCCUCCCACCACAAGGGAGACAGGCAGGCCUCACUCUAGCAGGUCAUAGGUCGUAAAGCCCUUCAAAAGGCAGGUGGAUCCAUACAGAAAUUACAGUAAAAAGAUCUGUUUUUUUUCCCUUGCCGUUUGCAAUCUAGUGUUUUUUUUUCCUUCCACUCUUUUCUCCUCCUCUUGAUAAAAUGCUUUUUGCUUUCAUUUUGCGUAUUUGUCAGUGUUUCCUGUCCUCCGGUGUUGUGCGUACUAACCGUCUUCUCCACAGCAAUCCUGAUGCCGGAGCUCCUACAGAGAACGGCAGACAACAUCACAAGUCAUGAAGGAGGGCUUUAACUGUAGACCCUAUCUGUAGUAGUUGAUAAGUGAGAAUGCUUCAGUCAGAAAGUCAUGUCAUAGUAGUGAAUCUUUCAGUGUGCUGUACACACAACAAAUUUGGACAGUAAGGUGCUGUGCUGUGAUCUGAGAUGAACGACUUCUUGUUGCAUCGGGAACUCCACUUGAACUUGUAUUUUCCAUGGCAGCUCACGAUUGUGUGGAAACUGUACUCAAUAAACUACAUUCUAACAUACUAUCACUAUAUCCUAUGUAAAUGUCCAGACAGCACAUUAUCAGUAAGACAUACUAACUCUGAUUAGGUCUGGCAUUGCCAUGCUAUUUACUAGAAAUGGAACACAGAAUUGAGUAGUGCAUUUGGUAAGGUUCUGUUGGAUGGUCUAAAAGGUAGCCUUGAUGCUAUCUUAUUUAGUUUCAUAGGGCUCUCAGACUCACUAGCAACAGAUUGGUAAGUCCUCUACAUGACUUCUCUGGAACUGCAGAUGUCUGUUGUUGCAAAUAUGAAAAUACAGUAUUGGAUAUCAUUAUCAGUGAAAUUAAUCAAUGUCCGUCAAUAAGUGUAGAGUAAGAAAUCUAAUGCCACCCGAUAUUAUGCAGGUAUUAAUGCCAUAUGUACAUAAUGUAGUAUGUAAGACUUGGGAAUCAUAUGAAUAUUAUUAAACACUUCAUAUAUAUUAUUUACUG